Messenger RNA from Funneliformis geosporum, 192 nucleotides. Lineage: Eukaryota; Fungi; Glomeromycota; Glomeromycetes; Glomerales; Glomeraceae. The record is from the annotation of a GenBank genome assembly.
AUGCCUGCAAUGAUAAUGUCAGCACGACAUGAAACCCUUCAGGGUCACAUUACUUCUUUAUUGAAGGCAUACUGGAACAUAUUCUUCAAAGCAACAAGUCAACUGCAAAUUAUAGCUUCGGUUCACAAAUAUAAUGAAAGUAAAAAGAGAUUAGAGGACUGUUUUGUUGCUUCCUCAAAGAAAGGCGAGUGA